Prorocentrum cordatum is the source of this 2373-nucleotide messenger RNA. The record is from the annotation of a GenBank genome assembly. Lineage: Eukaryota; Dinophyceae; Prorocentrales; Prorocentraceae.
AUGUUUUACGAACAUAUCUCGAAUAUUCAUGGUUUCUCCUCUCUGCCUUUGUUGGUGGCCAGGGAUUGCCACUCGGUGAGCACUCGCGCCAGGAGCAAGUGAUCACAAGCACGGGGCUGCGGGUGGCGAGCAAUGUCACUCCAGGAGCGCCCAUGCCGAGAGCAAGUGAAGAGGUGCCGCGCGGAGGAGCCGCCGACUCCAUGGACUGCUACCGCUGGGCCUGUCCAAGCAACGUACUGCUGCUUGGCACUUUGGCGCUCCAAGUGGGCGCAGCCCUUCGUGCGGAAGAACGAGAAGGAGAAGAACGAGAAGGAGAAGGUCAGAUGAGGGGGAGAGCAGGGAACGCUGCGAGACUGCCGUGGGGACGACGACCAGGAGUGCUGACUGCUGCGGCAAUCAGCCCGCACGCGCGCGGUGACGCGGGACGCCUCUGCCGGUCUUCGGCACCCCCGAUGGCUCGCUCACUCUGCCCUCUCCCUUGGGCCUGCCACGCGAAAGCCGGGCCUCGCUAGCGUGCGCACUGCAGGAUCGCACACAGCGCACCCAGGGCGAGCCGAACCACCGCCCUCGGUUGCUUCUGGGGCGCUGCAGUCUUUGCCAGGCCUGCGCCAGCGGGAAGAGUUUCACGGAGGAGGGGGAGGAGGAGGAGGAGGAGGAGGAGGAGGGGGAGGAGGGGGAGGAGAGGUAACCUCUGGCAAAAUCGAUCAUGCCGUCCAUGACCACGCUGGCGUCGCCGCUUAACCUAGGUAAACCCAGACACGGUCGGGACGAUGAAUCACAAAGAUAUCUGCAAAGCCGCGCCGCAAAAUGGCCAUACGUCAGGAACGGGAUGCGUUGAAACGAUGGCCGAUGGCCUACAAAAGCGCCCAGCAAUGGUCGCAAGUUUAUAACGGGAUCCACAUAAUUAACAGUCCAGAGGAAGUUGCCCGCCAAGGAGCGACGGGAGCUGUGAUCGAACCGAGCGCUGUUGAUUUUGAUGUGCGGUAUGCGGUUGUUGCUUAUGCUGUCCACCACAGCGCAGCCAGCGGCCCAAGUGCGGCAGCAAGAGCGCCGGCCGUGCGGGCAGCCGCAGAGGCGUCGUGCUCGUCGCCCAGGUCGCAGCUACCCGAGAUUGCCCCGACGAGGGCCGCGGACGUGCUCACUUCCCAGGCGACGCACGGGGACGACUCGCCGAGGGCAUCGCAGUUGUAGACUCUGUUCUGCUCCUGGCACCCGGGCCUCUGAGCUGGCCUCCCCCACCACAUUCGGCACUGGGAUGUCCUUCGAGCACUGGGCCUCGCACAGAUGAGCACAUUCUCUGCGCAGCUUACAAAGUAGUCAAAGUCGCAGCUCCACCCCGAGAGGAUGAUGCCCUUGCUGUGCAAGGCCUCGCUGUAGUAGCGCAAGGGCCACCGCGCCGCCCUCGCUGCGGCCCCGCAGGAACACCGUAGAGGCUGUGGAGAAUGCAGACAGCAGGCUCUCGCGUUUGGGCACGAAGGCGUCCAUCUCCAGCGCUCGGAUACGGGCCCCGACUGUAAUUGCGCUCCAUGUACUCCGCAUACUUAGCGCCGUUGUUGAGGCCGUUCUCCGCACUCGUGGGGUACGUGAACGGCUUCGACCGAGGGCUCGCACGCUCGCUGUAAGCAUCCAUGGCGCCGCAGUAGUUGGAGGUGUCGAUCUCUGACGUGUUCUUCAAACUGAUGGCGCCCCUGUGCCCCAUCUCAGCCAGCUGCGACUGGCUGUCGGGGAGCACCACCACCCAUCCGAGCCCCGCAAGCGUGGCGGCGCAGGACACCGGGUUCCAACGCCGCCCCCGGACGCGCCGUGCAGCAACACCACCAGCCCGCUCGAACCAUCCGUCAUGCUCGCCAGUUUUGCGUACUCCGUGUCCGGGUCGCCGAUGCGGAAAGAGAACAUGCCGUCUGGACCGUCUGGCGCGCGGUCCGCGAAGUUGGACGCCGCCUCCCUCUGGCAGCACGCGGCCGGGAUGGCAACCAGUGCGUUGUCGCCAGCGUACUCGUACUCAGCCACGGUAUGGUCGAUGGCAGGUACCGUGAUGUUAACACCGUGGUAGGGCAUGUGCAUGUCGAAAGACGUCUGGCCUGUGCCAUCAGAACAAUUCGUGGUGCCUACGACGACCGCAGUAGCGCAUCCGAGGGUGAAGACAACUCCGCGCAUCUUCUGCUGUUCCAAGCUGGGUGGUUCAGUGCAGCAGCGCGUCUGGUUCUUUUCUGAUCUAUCUCGAACUUGGGCCAGAAUGGUCACAGAGGCGAUCUUUUUCUUUUUUUUGGGGGGGGGGGGGCAGGCAGGCUGCGCACAGACAGUACAUAAGGGCUCCCAACUUCGCGCUUCGCGCUGCGCGAAGCGCGAAGCGCGAAUAACUUCGCGCUCUCG